Cebus imitator (Panamanian white-faced capuchin) is the source of this 2240-nucleotide messenger RNA. It is a transcript of the gene LARP7, whose product is annotated as La ribonucleoprotein 7, transcriptional regulator. Gene Ontology annotation, cellular component: nucleus. Bases 213 to 1985 code for a protein of 590 amino acids. The transcript is spliced from 13 exons. Gene Ontology annotation, molecular function: mRNA binding. Lineage: Eukaryota; Metazoa; Chordata; Mammalia; Primates; Cebidae. Gene Ontology annotation, biological process: RNA processing. The record is from RefSeq and is a predicted model, not a curated record.
UGCAGGACUCUGCCAUCGUCCUCAAAGAGUUAAAAGUCCAGUUAUGGAAGGGAACUAACAAUAAAUGCUAGAUACGGUAUGCAGAGUGCGUUAGUAAAGAAACUUAGAAAAAACAAAUGAGGCAAUUAAUUAGAGAACACAUGGUGGUGGAAGACCUCAAAGAGUAAGCUGCCAUUUAACCUGGGUCUUGAAAAUUUAAUAAGGAAAUUGAGAUGAUAAGAUUCAGACAAGGAAUGGAAACUGAAAGUGGAAAUCAAGAAAAGAUAAUGGAAGAAGAAAGCACUGAAAAGAAAAAAGAAGUUGAAAAAAAGAAACGGUCACGAGUUAAACAGGUGCUUGCAGAUAUUGCUAAGCAAGUGGACUUCUGGUUUGGGGAUGCAAAUCUUCACAAGGAUAGAUUUCUUCGGGAACAGAUAGAGAAAUCUAGAGAUGGAUAUGUUGAUAUAUCACUACUUGUGUCUUUUAACAAAAUGAAAAAAUUAACUACUGAUGGGAAGUUAAUUGCCAGAGCAUUGAGAAGUUCAGCUGUUGUAGAGCUUGAUUUGGAAGGCACCAGAAUCAGGAGAAAAAAACCUCUGGGGGAAAGACCAAAGGAUGAGGAUGAGCGCACUGUGUAUGUGGAGUUACUUCCCAAAAAUGUUAAUCACAGUUGGAUUGAAAGAGUCUUUGGGAAAUGUGGCAAUGUAGUUUAUAUAAGUAUACCACAUUAUAAGUCUACUGGAGAUCCGAAAGGGUUUGCAUUUGUAGAAUUUGAAACAAAAGAACAAGCAGCAAAAGCAAUUGAGUUUCUUAACAACCCACCAGAAGAAGCACCAAGAAAACCUGGCAUAUUUCCUAAAACAGUGAAAAAUAAGCCCAUUCCAGCCUUAAGAGUUGUGGAAGAGAAGAAAAAGAAAAAGAAGAAGAAAGGCCGAAUGAAGAAGGAAGACAAUGCCCAAGCCAAAGAGGAAAACAUGGACACAAGCAACACCAGCGUCAGUAAAAUGAAAAGAUCCAGACCCACAUCUGAGGGCUCUGAUCUAGAGUCUCCUGAAGCCCAAAAGCAGCCUUCAAAGAAAAAGAAAAAACGGGAUAAAGUUGAAGUAUCCAGCUUACCUGAAGUCAGAACAGGGAAGAGGAAGAGAAGUAGCUCUGAAGAUGCAGAAUCCCUAGCUCCCCGAUCAAAAGUAAAGAAAAUUAUUCAGAAAGACAUGGUUAAGGAAGCUUCAGAAGUUUCCAAAGAAAAUAGAGAUAUAGAAAUCUCUACUGAAGAGGAAAAGGAUACUGGAGAUCUAAAAGAUAGCUCUCUCUUAAAAACAAAAAGAAAGCACAAGAAAAAACAUAAAGAGAGACAUAAAAUGGGAGAAGAAGUUAUACCAUUAAGAGUACUAUCAAAGAGCGAAUGGAUGGAUUUGAAAAAAGAGUAUUUAGCACUACAAAAAGCUAGCAUGGCUUCUUUAAAAAAAACAAUAUCCCAAAUAAAAUCAGAGUCAGAAAUGGAAACAGACAGUGGAGUACCUCAAAAGACUGAAAUAAAAAAUGAAAAAAGUAAAGCCAGCAGUGAAGAGUGUCGCACCCAGGAGAAAGUUAAUGCAUCAGGACCACAGUUCGUGAGUGGAGUGAUUGUGAAGAUCAUUAGCACAGAGCCUCUACCUGGCAGGAAACAAGUCCGGGAUACUUUGGCAGCAAUCUCAGAAGUUCUUUAUGUUGAUUUGCUAGAAGGAGAUACAGAAUGUCAUGCUAGAUUUAAAACUCCUGAGGAUGCUCAAACAGUAAUAAAUGCAUAUGCAGAAAUUAACAAGAAACACUGCUGGAAACUCGAGAUCCUUUCUGGUGAUCACGAACAAAGAUAUUGGCAGAAGAUUUUGGUUGAUAGACAGGCAAAACUUAAUCAGCCUCGGGAAAAGAAAAGAGGCACUGAAAAGUUAAUCACCAAAGCUGAAAAGAUUAGACUGGCGAAGACUCAACAAGCAAGUAAACACAUUAGAUUUUCUGAAUAUGACUGAAAAAAUGUUUACCUCUUAAUACUUCACUAGAUACUUGAGCUGUUCUUGGGAAAUUCACUUUUAUUAUGGUAGAACUGCAUAAUGAAUGUUUUUUUAAUUAAAAGAAAUACUUUAUUCCUCAACUUGUAAAUAAGACUUUUUUCUUAAGACAAAUACGUUAUAUACCACAAUUUUUUUCUUAAACAUUGUAUUUGUUGAAAUUAUCUUAGAUGUCGAUGUCAGGUGACUUAGUAAAUAAAUGUGUUUUGAAGAUUA